GUCGGCGGCAGCCGAGCGGAUGGGGGAUGGCGGGGGUGAUGGUCUGCGAGCCCCGACACCUCUACAACAUCAUCAACCAGUACCGGUGGAGAUCCCGGCUGACGGAGCCCAACUACCUGUGCCUGCUGGAUGCCCGUUCUCAGCGUGAAUUCGAUGCGAGCCACAUUAUUACAGCCCAAAGGAUUGAGCGGAAUCCUGCGGGGGAGUAUCUGAUCCCGAAUCCUGAGGAGCUGGACUAUGUCAGAUACUGCGUGGUGUAUGACCACGACACCGGCUUUUUGGGCUGCAGUGACAAUCAGGAGGAGAAGAAGGAAACAGGGAGCAGUGCUGCUUCAGAGCCUGAAACCAUCGGCUCAGGUUCCAUGUGUUCCCAGAAUACUGGGGAAGGAGAUGCCUUACACCAUGCCAGAAACUUGCAGCACUUCACUCGCCACCCCGUGCUCCUCCUGAAGGGAGGGUACAAGCGUUUUUCAGCUUGUUACCAUUUCCUGAAGAGCCAGAAGACACUGUGGAUGCCUCAGGAGCUAGACACCUUCCAGCCAUACCCUGUAGAAAUACUGCCUGAAAAGUUAUAUAUGGGCAAUUUCAAGCAGGCCAGUGACAAACAAAUUCAGAGAGAUCUGAAGAUCAAAGCACUGGUCAACGUCUGUGAACAGCCUGUAACACUGUUUGCAGAAGAAGGUGAAUCCCUCCAUGUAUCUGUUCCAGAUUCACUCGAAGCAGAUCUUUUUUCUUCCUUCCCCACCAUUUCUCAUUUCAUAGAGAGCUUGGAAAUACCUUCUGAAAUGCCAAAUGAACAUAAGACCACACCCGGGCUUUGUGGAACAGCUCUCAGCCUGGGAGACCCAAAUCUAUGGGGCCCCAGCCACAGACAUCUCUGGACCAAAUUACUGACAGAGAACAUCCCACAAGGAAAGCCACUUCCCUUCCCCUUUCUGGGGAGAAAGUUACUUGAAUGCUGUGUGAAAAAAAGACCCAAAUGUAACAGAAAAGCUUUCCUCUUUAGCUCCAUGUCAUUUUGGGUCAAGAUUUGGAGCCUUCUCGGGCACUCACCUGGGCUGUAGGAGGUGGCAGUUUGGGGGAUUCAAGUGCUGCAGGAUGUGGCCCAUUAGACACAGCUCGACUCUUUUGUAAGCAAAGGGGAUUAUGACCACAUCUGUGGGGCAGUCAGUAGGGUUAUCUCUGUAAAGGUUUGUUAUCCAUGGUCUGGAAUGUAAAUUUGGAGUAAAUUUGGAGCCUGUGCCCAAUUCCAGCCCGGAGAGGUGACUGCAGAAUGUCCCUGUUUCAGAAGUCCCUGUGCCCUGGGAGUGCCUUCUCAGCUGCCCACAGAUAGGAUGGCCUCUCACUGACUCGCUGGCUGGAUUGUUGACACCACCACCCUUCCCAUUUGUUGCCUUCUAAUCCUAUAACCAAACCUCUGGGCACAGCUGGUAAUUUUAAAGCCUCAGUGCUGCCACAUGAAACCUAAACUCAGUGCCGUCCUCUCUCUUACAGCAUUCCGAAUUCUCUUCUCUGACAUGACAAAAUAAAACAUGUCAGAAGAAACACUCCCGGGCUUCGCCGCACUCUGUGUUUGGGAUUUAGUGAUGGGUUUGGGUUCGUCAUUCUGACACACGCGGCCAGGGCCGGGAAUGCACCCCGGGAGCCGCCCGAGCGUCAGCUCGGCGAGCAGCGAGCCCGGCACACCUCACACAGCCCGGUGCUCCCGCCGAAGGGCUGCGAUUUACGGCAAUUGGGCGUUUUCGGGCUCCGCUUGAGGGGGAAGCAGGGAAUA
Molecule: messenger RNA, 1774 nt
Organism: Corvus hawaiiensis (hawaiian crow)
Lineage: Eukaryota; Metazoa; Chordata; Aves; Passeriformes; Corvidae
Gene: STYXL1
Product: serine/threonine/tyrosine interacting like 1
Exons: 8
Coding region: 27-1064 (345 amino acids)
Biological process (GO): protein dephosphorylation; negative regulation of cytoplasmic stress granule assembly; positive regulation of intrinsic apoptotic signaling pathway
Cellular component (GO): mitochondrion
Molecular function (GO): protein phosphatase binding; protein phosphatase inhibitor activity; protein tyrosine/serine/threonine phosphatase activity
Source: RefSeq, a predicted model, not a curated record